AUGUUCGCCCCCACACUGGGGGCAGCGUCUGCUGCUGCUGCUGCUGCAACGGCAGCAGCAGCAGCAGCAGCCAAGGCAAACUUCUCCGUAUUCCAAGCUGCAGCAAAAUGCAGCACAAUACUUGGAACGGGAAGAAUUAAACACCCUCACAGCAGCCGCAGCAGCAAUUGCAGCAGCCGCAGCAGCAGCAGCUACAACAGCAGCAGCAGCAGCACCAGCAGCAGCAGCAGGAUUGGGAGGCUUGCACUCUCCACCUCUGUCUGCACCCCUCAGGUGUGGAGCUACGGCGUCCCCCCUCUUGGAUGCAGCAGCAGCAGCAGCGCAAGCAGCAGCAGCAGCAGCACAAGCAGCAGCAGCAGCAGCAGCAGCAGCUUUGGGUUGUGGCAGCAGCUACAGCAGCUACGAUUUUCUAAACAUCCGCUGAAGCUCAAAACGCUCGACCUGCAGCAUCCUCAUGUCCCUGCCCCUGAGCAUUUGCCUCCUCCUCGUUAUGCUGCUGCUCGUCUAUCGGGUCUGCAGCAAUUUGUUCCUGUAAACUGCUACAGAGAAAUGCACCAACAGCCGCAUCAGCAGCAGCAGCAGCAACAACAGCAACAGCACCAUAAUCAUUAUCAUCAUCAGCAUCAUCAUCAGCAACAGCAGCAGCAGCAGCAGUUGCAACAGUAG
Eimeria acervulina is the source of this 666-nucleotide messenger RNA. RefSeq lists its product as hypothetical. The transcript is spliced from 3 exons. Lineage: Eukaryota; Apicomplexa; Conoidasida; Eucoccidiorida; Eimeriidae. The record is from RefSeq and is a predicted model, not a curated record. The coding region runs from base 1 to 666 and encodes 221 amino acids.